AUUUACCAUCAUGGCGGCGUCAUUACAAAAAUAUGAGCUAGUUUACGGUGAUUGAAGAACCCCACAAAUAAAAAAAAAAACACAAAUGAGAACAUGCAUAGUGACAAGAAAAUAACCAAGGAAGACACAUGGAGACCAGCUGACCUGAGAAGACAUGUCAGGGUAAGCAGAGUGGACGGACAUGGUGAUGACUAUGUCAGGAGGAGAGAUGACAAUGAAAGAAAGCACCGUGGUGGGGAAUCCAUAGAGAGACGCCACAGAGACUCAGAGAAGGAGUCCAGACGAGAGCAAGACAAACACAGGGAAAGGGAGAGUACAAGAGAGAGAAGAGAUGAAGACGGAAAGGACAGAUAUGCUGAGCGAAGAAAAGAGGGCUCACGGGACAGGAGAGGUGAUAAAGAACGGGACAGAAGAGAUGAGAGGGACAAAGACAAGGAGAAGAGGAAGGAAAGGGACAGACUGGUAGAUGGAAAUAAGUACAGUGAUGAUUAUAGAGAGAAUAGGGACAGGAGGAGGGAUAGAGAGGAAAAGCAGGAUAGGGAAAGACAUAGAGAUAAGGAGAAAGAUAGGGUAAGGGAGAGAGACACACACAAUGAGGGGGACAGGGACAAAAGGGGGGAAGAGAGAGACAGGGAAAGAAGGAGAGAGGAACGGGACAGAGAGCACAGGACUGAGAGGGAGAGAAGGAGACAUGAGGAAAGUGGAGAAGGCGGAAGGGAUCGGAUGGAAAGGUAUGAUAGAGAACAGAGAGACCGUCAUCGGGAGAGAGACAGACACAAAGAUGAUUAUGAAGAAAAGAGGAAUGACAAAGAAAGUCGAGAAAGACAUGGAGACAUGAGGCAUUCGGAACGGAAAGAGGAAAGAGAGUACAGAGAAGAACACAGAAGAUAUAAAGAGGAGAAAGAAAGGAGACACAAAGAGAGAGGAUAUCAUGAUGAAAAGCGGAAGCAUGACAGUGAAUCCAGGGCUCACCGGGACUUGAAGGGGUCAGGUGAAGAGGAAAGGCAUCAUCGUGGUGAGAGAGACAGAGAGAGAAGGCACAGAGAGGAAAAGGAUCCAGAGAAAAAACACAAAGAGAGGAGGCACAGAGAGGAAGAAGAUCUAGAGAAAAAACACAAAGAGAGAAGGCACAGAGAGGAAGAAGAUCCAGAAAGAAAACAGAGAGAGAGAAGACACAGAGAAGAAGAUGACCUAGAAAGAAAUCACAGAGAGAGGACCAGCUCCAAGAAAUCAACCUCAGACAAGAGCCAUGCACAUGAGACCAAUACAGUACAAACAGAGGAAGUUGACCUUGUAUCUGAGCACUGGACAACUAGAGUAAGAGAUUUAGGAGACACAGAGGAGCCUGUUGUGAAUGAUGAAGAUUUGGCUCACCAAGAAUAUGAAGAUGAUUUUGAGGAUUAUGAGGAAGAUUUUGAGGAGGUGGAUCAGAGUGAAAAUGAGGAUGAAGAUGAGAAGGAGCCAGAGUUUCCACAAGUGGAAGAAGAAAAAGAGGAACUUGAGGCACAAAAGAGAAAAGAGAUAGAAGCUAUUCAGAAAGCAAUGAAUGAAGAGAAUGAGAGAGUUGGAACAGCUCAGUCCAGACAAAGUACAAGCAGACAGGAGGAAGACGGGCCUAAACAGUCCAGAGGAUCUGAAAAGAACCAGAGUCGAGCCUCUCAGCGUGGGAAGUUUAUUGACUUUGUGGCAGCAAAACAGCGUGAAGUCAGCAAGAAAGUUGCCACAAAACAGAAGAAACGCAGCACAGAGCUGCUUCGCUUAAUCGAUCUGGAUUUCUCAAUGACAUUCUCCCUUUUGGAUCUGCCACCUGUCAGUGAAUAUGACAUGUAUAUUAGAACCUUUGGAAAUGCAAAUACCAAACAGGCUUAUGUUCAGUGUAAUGAGGAUAAUGCAGAUCGAGACAUUCAAACAGAGGAGAUAGAGGUGUGUGAGAAGUGGACACAGCAUCCUCCGGAGUACAAUGGAGCCUGUGGGGAUCCAAACCUCUCCCAGGAAGCACGAGACAAAAACAGGCAUGAAAUGAACUUUGAUUCCCAGCGUCUGACAGCAUUUCUGCACUCAGCCUCACAGGUCAUGGUUGUCCUGUUGGAAGAGGAUCAAGCUGAGAGAAAGUCCCUGAGGAAGUUGAGGACUCAAACAGACACAUUGUCUUUCAGCGAUGGAAGUUUACAGCUCAACACUAAGUUGCCUUUUCUUUAUGAUCGCCACAUCAGCCUGGUGCACUUCUCUCAGGUCCAGAGGCACACCAUGAUGUCAGUCCACACGCCUACAGCUAAGCCCAGUGCUGUGCGCCUUGACAGCUGCACCAUCAUCUGCAUCUGGAACAUCUGGGAACCAUCCAGACCUCAGAAGAUCCUUGUCUAUGAAUCUGAGGUGCAGUGCUGCUGUUUCAGCCCUGGAAAGGCCAUAUUGGUGUUUGCUGGUACAUCAGUUGGCUCGGUAGUGCUGUGGGACCUGAGGGAGCAUGUUGGUAACCACUACCGCCUGAAGAUAGGGGAGGAUGAGUGGACCUUCAGACAGCCUACUUUCUCCACAGAUGCAGUGAUGGCUGGCUCAGGCCAUUUCUCAUCUGUGACAUCUGUAGAAGUUGUCCCCUCUACUGUAGCAGGGGGCCUGAGGCCAGAGGUCCCCCUUUUGGCAUCUGAGGAAGAGUCGUCAGGAUUGUCAUUCCAGCUGGCUUCUUUGGAUGAAAGCGGGGUAUUAAAUUUCUGGGUGGUAGUGGAACUCCCAAAGGCCAACGAGGCUGGCUCUCCAACAGAUCUAGGACUCCGGCCUGGAGGCAAAGUAAAGUUGCUUCACAGCUCCUCCCUCCUCACUGCUGAGAGGGCAUCACCUCGAGAUGCACUGAGAACAGGGCCGUUACAGACUCUUCAUUUAAAGUUUCUUCCAGCCGACUCCAAUCAUUUCUUUAUUGGCACCAAUGUGGGUUUAGUCAAUCAUGGAACAAGUCACGGUUUGAAGGCUCCUCCAAAGUUUUACAGGUUUCAGGAGCCUGGAGUCCGACCUGUGGAUGUCAGCUCAAUCCACUUUUCUCCCUUCAGACAAAACUUGUUUUUGGUGGGUUGUGGGGAUGGGAGCAUCAGGCUGCAUGCAGUCAGCCAUGAGCAGCCUGUGGCAGAGUGGAAAAACAGUACAUCAGGUGAACCAGUGGUCUCACUGCAGUGGGCCCAAACCAGGCCGGCAGUCUUCUGUGUGCUAGAUGCAGCCUCUAGCGUUCACGUAUGGGACCUGCUGAAAAAUGACACAGAGCCUGUGGUCACCGAGAGGAUGCCUGCGGAUAGGGUGACAGCCAUGGCUGUGUUUGGAGACUCAGGACAACAAAACACAUAUUCAGGAAUAGCCCUGGCACAUGAGUCAGGAAAGAUAGAAAUGCAGUAUUUCACUGGAAAAUUUACUGUGCCCAUUCUUGCAGAAGAGGAGAAGUUGGAGAGUAUGAUGACUGAAGCCUUCUGAAAUACUGCAUCUGAAAUGGCUGAAUUGUAGACUGGUGUGUUUGUGUUAAUUCAUGUUUUAAACUUAUGAGGUUCAUAAGGAUCAAUUUAUAAAUGAGUUUUUGUCAUUGUCACAUUGUAUAGUUUGUGUCAUAAUUAAAUUUAAUGUUAGGUUUUGCUUCUGAAAGUGGCUAAAUACCAAAGAAAUGCCACAAUUCAUUUACUAUCCCCCAUAGAAACAUUCUAAAAAAAAAAACAUAAAUGAUUGUGGAUGUAAAUAUUUAUACUUUUUGGCUAAUAUGAAAUAUUUGUAUGGUGGUAAGUUUAAUUUUUAUACAAUAAACUGAGUA
Molecule: messenger RNA, 3781 nt
Organism: Toxotes jaculatrix (banded archerfish)
Lineage: Eukaryota; Metazoa; Chordata; Actinopteri; Toxotidae
Gene: dync2i1
Product: dynein 2 intermediate chain 1
Exons: 23
Coding region: 94-3453 (1119 amino acids)
Biological process (GO): intraciliary transport
Cellular component (GO): cytoplasmic dynein complex
Molecular function (GO): dynein heavy chain binding; dynein light chain binding
Source: RefSeq, a predicted model, not a curated record